This is a messenger RNA of Gambusia affinis (western mosquitofish), 1571 nucleotides long. RefSeq names its product coenzyme Q-binding protein COQ10 homolog, mitochondrial. Gene Ontology annotation, molecular function: ubiquinone binding. The record is from RefSeq and is a predicted model, not a curated record. Gene Ontology annotation, biological process: cellular respiration; ubiquinone biosynthetic process. NCBI's taxonomy places the organism in Eukaryota, Metazoa, Chordata, Actinopteri, Cyprinodontiformes, Poeciliidae. Gene Ontology annotation, cellular component: mitochondrion. The transcript is spliced from 5 exons. The coding region runs from base 78 to 812 and encodes 244 amino acids.
UCGACACGCCCCGUUUGUGAAUAUAAAUCCAGCUGCUGGCAUGGUUUUACCGGUUAGUUUGUAAAACGAGGUUUUUGAUGGAAAAAUACAGAAUGACCAGAAGAACGACUUCUCUGCUGUUCAAGGCGCUGGUGGAUAUGAAGGACGGCACACUUUUAAAGGCUGUUCGUGGAAACAGCAGAAGAGCACACUUUAGACAGUUGGGAUCUUGUGGGAUCCUGACAGAAAGGAGAGCCAGCCUUCAGCUCAGCCCUGCCACCCCUACGUUGACAACUAGGCGCACCUUCAUCAACCUGGCUGCUCCCAUCAAUACCCGCAGGAUGGAGUACACGGAGAGCAGGAUAUUGGAGUACACUCCAGAAGAGAUGUACAAGGUGGUGGCCAACGUAGAGGAGUACAAGUAUUUUGUUCCCUGGUGCAAGAAGUCUCGAAUCCUGAAGGGACCGAAGGGAAACAUCCGAGCAGAGCUUGAAAUUGGUUUCCCUCCCAUCACCGAGCGAUAUACAUCUGAGCUCACUUUUGUUCCCAACCACCAAGUUAGAGCGGUGUGCUCUGAUGGAUCACUCUUCAGCCAUCUUGAAACGGUGUGGAGGUUUGCCCCGGGAGCCAAAGACCUCCCAGGCUCCAGCAAAGUGGAUUUCUUUGUGUCCUUUGAGUUCAAGUCUCUGCUGCAUUCUCAGCUGGCCUCCGUGUUCUUCGACGAAGUUGUAAAGCAAAUGGUCAGUGCCUUCGAGUUCCAUGCAGCGACUCUUUACAGAAACAAGCCAGUCGCUUCCUUGAGGAGUCAUGCAGCUAUAAGCAGCCACCUCUGACCUCUGCAGUGUCCUUAUCCUCCCGGGCUAUUGCCAAAACCAAGCCAUCGUGCUGCUUUCACUACGGUCAAUACUUGACUCUCAUCUGAGACCAGUUCUCCUGUUUGCACUGACCUAUAUAUUUUACUGUAAAUUAAACAUACUCAAACUGUAUUUAUUUUGAGCCAAAUUAAAAUUUCUGUACAUAUUUAUUUAUUUUACUGACAGUAAUAAUACAUCAAAUAAAAGUUUUUGUUAAAUGAAAGUGCUUUGAGAUCUGAUUCUGAUUUCUUGUAGUGUAACUAAAACUCUGUUUGUUGUCCAGUGACCAAUCAAAGCGUGAUGCCAGGAAAGAAACAAAGGUCAGGUUAUCAUAUUUGUAAUCUUUAUCAUUUAACUAAGCAUUCAAAGAAAAGGCGAAAACAUCUGCUUACGGGAAUAGUUGCACAAUGACCCCAGGGGUGCUGUUGACCUCUCUCUCCCAACUAAUUAGUAUUUGAACACAAAGAUAUCCAUACAUGGUAAAAGGUUGGGUUUUGUUUUCAGAAAUAUUCUCAAAAAAUGUGUCUAGUACUUUUUUUCUGUCUACCUUGGGUUUUAAAGUGGAAAAAACCUGACAUUUAGACCUUAUAACAAGAACCAUAUAUUAAGACAUACUACAGACUCUCCAGCACAAUAAUUUGACCUACUUCUUUGUAAAUUACCUGGUGUGGUAGGAAAGUGUUAGAAUUUUACUGGGGUUUUCCAAAAAUCAGUCAACAUAACCUCACAAACAAAGGC